This is a messenger RNA of Paramisgurnus dabryanus, 2081 nucleotides long. Its product is annotated as calpain-1 catalytic subunit-like. Gene Ontology annotation, molecular function: calcium-dependent cysteine-type endopeptidase activity. Gene Ontology annotation, biological process: proteolysis. Gene Ontology annotation, cellular component: cytoplasm. Lineage: Eukaryota; Metazoa; Chordata; Actinopteri; Cypriniformes; Cobitidae. The record is from RefSeq and is a predicted model, not a curated record.
AGCGAAAAAUGGGGUGGAGCUUUUUGAAUCCUGCAGAUGCCUUGAAAGAAGUUUGGAGCAAGAACAAUAUAAAACCAGAUACACAGCAAGAAACACGUUGUGUAAAGUUUAUUUAUUGGAUCGUUGCAGGGUCCUCCAAGUAAAAAUGCCUCCCCCUGAUAUGUACAAAAGACAUGACGAUGAAGUGGGUUCUUCAAACAACCCUGUGAAGUUCCAAUAUCAAGACUACCAGCUGUUGCAUAAGCUUUAUCUCUCCAACAAAAUGAAGUACAUUGAUGAUUCCUUUCCUGCAAACUUCAGCUCUAUUGGGAAAGGGUUGCUGUCUGAUAGGGAUAUGGCCCUAGUGAAGUGGAAAAGACCACCGGAAAUUGUAUCCGAGCCUUGUCUUGUUGUAGAUGGAGUGUCCAGAUUUGACUAUGCCCAGGGAUCUAAAUUAGGAAACUGCUGGUUUUUGGCCUCAUUUGGAGCGCUUAGCUGUCAACAGGAUAUUAUGGACAAAGUCAUUCCAGCUGAACAGUCAUUCGACAAGGAUUAUGCUGGAAUAUUUCAUUUCAAGUUCUGGCGGUUUGGGAAAUGGAUUGAGGUUGUCAUUGAUGACCGACUGCCAACAAUUAACGACAGGCUAAUUUUUGUUCAUUCAAGAACACCUAAUGAAUUUUGGCCUGCUUUACUGGAGAAAGCUUAUGCAAAGUUGUGCGGAUCCUUUGCUGACUUACAAGGUGGCUUUGUAUCUGAGGCUCUCAUUGACUUCUCUGGUGGGGUGCCCAUGCACUUUGACCUGAAAGAAGCACCUGCUAACUUGUGGAAUUUGAUGGAAAGUGCAUUCAAGUCAAGAACACUCAUGGGCUGUAGCACACCUCAAGGGGCAUCAUCAAAAAACACAGUGUUACCUAAUGGCAUAGUUGAGGGUCAUGCCUACACUGUGACAGGGGUUUAUAAGGUAAUGAGUAGAGGACAACCAGUUAGACUCGUGAGGAUGUUCAACCCAUGGGCAAAGGGUGAAUGGAAAGGAAAUUGGAGUGACGAAUCAUCUUUGUGGAUGACAGUGAGUGCAGAAGAUCGCAAAAAUUGCCUUUCUGUGGCUGAUAACGGGGAAUUCUGGAUGUCAGUGGAAGAUUACACCAAAAGCUUCGAUAACAUGGAUAUCUGUUGUCUCUCUCCUGAUUUUCUGGAUGUUACCUCUAAAUGUUCUUGGACCUCCAAAUACUAUUUUGGCCAGUGGACUUUUGGGACAGCUGGUGGCAGCAGGAAUAACAUAAGAACCUUCUGGACAAAUCCUCAAUUUCGUGUAAAGAUUGAGAAGACUGAUGAUGACUGUGCUGUUGGGAAGUGCCCUGAAAACAUAUUGGUGUCUCUAACGCAGUACAAAGAGAACAGACACAGAAAACAGUUCACCAACCUUUUAAUAUGCUUCUGUGUUUUUGAGAUACCACCUGAGAUGAAAGCUGAAACUGGGAAGUUUCCAGUUUCGUUCUUUACUACUCAAAGACCUUUGGCCGGGACUAACGUUUUCCAAAACUUGAGAGAAGUGAUGAAAUUAUUUAGGCUGGAGCCAGGAGAGUACCUGAUUGUACCAUGCACGUUAAAUCCUGGUGAAAAUGCGUCCUUUGUCUUAUCUGUUUUUACAAAGACUCAAUGUAGAAAAUGAUGCAUGUAGAAAUUGUGCUUUGUUAGUCAAAACUUUGUGCUGUGUUAGGCACCUGUUAAUUGGUUAACACUCCCCUGGUGAUAGAAUACAUUAUAUUUAUGAAAUGAAAACUUUAAAUUACAAUCCCAUAAAUGUCUGUUUGAUGCAUCAGAUUAAUGUAAAUAAUAUUAUUGUUAAGGUUUAUUCUUAUGUAACUUUUUUAUUUGUUGGGAAUUUUGUUACAUUAUAUGUUACAUUAAUGUUCCAUUAUUUUAGUUUUAUGACAGUUAAUUGCUGUUUCAUUUUAUUAGUUUCAUUGCUGUCGUUUGCAUAACAACGUGUUACAUCUUGACGUGUUUUGUUUAUUAGCCAUGCCAUGGUUUAUCCUGUAAUGGCUAAAAUGUCAAUGUAUUUUCAUAGGGAAUUUCUGGCAAAUAAAAAACAAUGAAAAUUA